Molecule: messenger RNA, 933 nt
Organism: Balaenoptera ricei (Rice's whale)
Lineage: Eukaryota; Metazoa; Chordata; Mammalia; Artiodactyla; Balaenopteridae
Gene: CDX2
Product: caudal type homeobox 2
Exons: 3
Coding region: 1-933 (310 amino acids)
Biological process (GO): anterior/posterior axis specification; regulation of transcription by RNA polymerase II; animal organ morphogenesis
Cellular component (GO): nucleus
Molecular function (GO): DNA-binding transcription factor activity, RNA polymerase II-specific; RNA polymerase II transcription regulatory region sequence-specific DNA binding
Source: RefSeq, a predicted model, not a curated record
AUGUACGUGAGCUACCUCCUGGACAAGGACGUGAGCAUGUAUCCCAGCUCCGUGCGCCACUCCGGCGGCCUCAACCUGGCCCCGCAGAACUUCGUCAGCCCCCCGCAGUACCCGGACUACGGCGGCUACCAUGUGGCGGCCGCCGCCGCCGCCGCCGCGAACUUGGACAGCGCGCAGUCCCCGGGGCCGUCCUGGCCGCCCGCGUACGGCGCCCCGCUCCGCGAGGACUGGAACGGCUACGCGCCGGGGGGCGCGGCGGCCGCCGCCAACGCCGUGGCGCACGGCCUCAACGGGGGCUCUCCGGCCGCCGCCAUGGGCUACAGCAGCCCCGCCGACUACCACCCGCACCACCACCCGCACCACCACCCGCACCACCCGGCCGCCGCGCCCUCCUGCGCCUCGGGCUUGCUGCAGACGCUCAACCCCGGCCCCCCCGGGCCCGCCGUCACCGCCGCCGCCGAGCAGCUGUCCCCCGGCGGCCAGCGGCGGAACCUGUGCGAGUGGAUGCGGAAGCCCGCGCAGCCGUCGCUCGGCAGCCAAGUGAAAACCAGGACGAAAGACAAAUACCGAGUCGUGUACACGGACCACCAGCGUUUGGAGCUGGAGAAGGAGUUUCACUACAGUCGCUACAUCACCAUCCGGCGGAAAGCCGAGCUGGCCGCCACGCUGGGGCUCUCCGAGAGGCAGGUUAAAAUUUGGUUUCAGAACCGCAGAGCGAAGGAAAGGAAGAUCAACAAGAAGAAGCUGCAGCAGCCGCCGCCGCCGCCUCCGCCGCCAUCCCAGCCGCAGGCUCCCCAGCCGCAGCCAGGUCCCCUGAGAAGCGUCCCGGAGCCCCUGAGUCCCGUGUCUUCCCUGCAGGGCUCGGUGCCUGGCCCUGUCCCUGGGGUUCUGGGGCCGACUGGGGGGGUGUUAAACCCCACUGUCACCCAGUGA